Molecule: messenger RNA, 1008 nt
Organism: Anisakis simplex (herring worm)
Lineage: Eukaryota; Metazoa; Nematoda; Chromadorea; Rhabditida; Anisakidae
Source: the annotation of a GenBank genome assembly
AUGUCUGCAGCGGUGGAAUUGCUCCUUAUCUUGCUUGCAUUAUCACACGCGACCGACGCCCUAUUCAGGGUGCCUUUAGUUAAGCCGAGAGACGUGGGAACAGAAUCCUCAUUUCAUCGUUAUCACCGUUACUAUUCCGGUAAUUCCAUCUCAUCAGGAUGGCCAUUCGAUUCAGAUGAGAAAAUGUUACAUAACGUGCCGCUCUUCAACUAUUACAAUAUACUUUAUGCAGGACUAAUCAGUAUUGCGGAAAUUCCAGUUCAGGGCUAUACCUCCCCGUUGAAAGCACCUUUAAUGAUUAUCCACAUUCUACAGGUGAUAUUCGAUACGGGCUCAUGGUCGUUUUGGGUAGACUGUGCCGAAUGCUCCAGUAAGGCAUGCCAAGGAGCUAAGAAGUUCAGUUGUUCUGAGUCAUCAACAUGCUCCCUGGCCCAGUCAGCACUAACUGCGGAGCCUUACGGCAAAGGCUCAUAUUCGGGUUAUUCAGCCACAGACAUCGUUUGUUCAGUAACGCAAGGCGUUCUUGGUUUAUCUAAUAACAGAUCAAGCUCGGGAACGCAGUCCGUGUUGAAUCAAAUCUACGCGAAUCCGCAAUGUAAGGAAAAGAAAAUCGCAUUCUGGCUGAACAGAAAUAGAUGGUCUGCUGAUGGCGGAGAAAUGACGUUAUGUGGCAUGGAUAAGAAUCAUUAUCAGGGGGACCUCACAUGGAUUCCUAUCAUAUACGACGUGGAAUGGUUUAUUCAAGUUGAUUCUGUGUACGUUGGCCCAAAUAAAUUCAGUGGGAGAGUUCAAGGAUUGGUCGACACUGGCUCAACGUUCUUACACAUACCUGGUCCUCAGUUUUCUCAGGUUGGUAAUGGUAAAUGUAUUGUUGGGAUCGGUGAAUACACACUAGAUGCUUAUACCUGGAUCCUUGGUGACGUUUUCAUCGGUCAAUAUUACUCAGUAUUUGACCAUGAGAAUAAGAGAGUUGGAUUCGCAGAACUGAAAGCUCCAGCAGCCCGCUAA